Messenger RNA from Aspergillus melleus, 1170 nucleotides. RefSeq names its product Zn(II)2Cys6 transcription factor domain-containing protein. Gene Ontology annotation, biological process: regulation of transcription by RNA polymerase II. The record is from RefSeq and is a predicted model, not a curated record. NCBI's taxonomy places the organism in Eukaryota, Fungi, Ascomycota, Eurotiomycetes, Eurotiales, Aspergillaceae. Bases 1 to 1170 code for a protein of 389 amino acids. The transcript is spliced from 2 exons. Gene Ontology annotation, molecular function: zinc ion binding; DNA-binding transcription activator activity, RNA polymerase II-specific.
AUGGCGCCGCGAAGGGCGCAUACCAAGUCACGCAACGGAUGCGAUCAAUGCAAGAAGCGACGCGUCAAGUGUGACGAGCGAGGCCCACCCUGCUCGAAUUGCAUCUCUCGCGAACUGCAUUGCACGUAUACAAGGAAGGCGGCCGCUCGCACCGUCGCCAAUUCCUCUUCCGCCAGUCCCGCCCCCCUGUCGCACGCCGCGCAUCGGCACCUCGAAGCUGCCAGCCAUGCCUUCACGGUCGCCGGCACGACCAGUCCGCCUAAUUUCUCGCGUAAAAAAGAGCUCGAGUUGAUGCAUAAGUACUCUACCGAGACCUACCAGAGUCUCAGCAAUGAACCCGCCGAUUACCAGGUCUGGCAGAUGUUUCUGCCGCGCAAGGCUCUUGAAUUCGACUUUCUCAUGAACGGCCUGCUGGCCGUCGCCUCGCUGCACACGGCCGCGUCGAUCGACUCGCCAGAAGCCCUAUCCUAUAUCGAUUCGGCCCUCGAGUACCAUAAUCAGGCUUCAGCGCCCUACCGCCAAGCCAUCGACAAUAUCAGCCCGAUCAACUGCGACGCGGUGUUCGCGCACGCUAUUAUCACCACCGUCAUCGGCAUCGCCCUCCCCCAGCUGACUGCCGACCGUAUCAAAAGCACCACCAUGACCGAGAACAUCUUCGUCGUGUUCGAACUCCUGCAGGGUGUCAGCAACAUCCUCCAGAUCAGCCGCCCCUGGCUGAAGACUACUUUCUUCACCUCUCGUCGCGGCUUCUUCGACGUGCCCUACGCUUCUCUGGACGCGGAUACAGAAUCCUCGUUUACGCAAUUAACCGCCACUAAUGAUCUCAUGUUGAAUAAUACAGACCCAGACCAACAUCGUAUUAUGAAUGAUGCCAUUGAACUGCUGCGUCGCUGUUAUCGGCGCUUUGCUCAUGCGCAUGACGCCGCGUCGGUCAUUUCGUGGCUCUCGACGGUGGAUAAGGAGUUUGUGCAUGCGCUGCGAGGCCGUCAGCCUAUUUCACUCUUGGUGUUAAUGCACUGGGCUGUUCUUCUGAAUGAACUCGAUGGGAAGUUUUGGUGGGCUCGGAAUUCGGCUAAUUCUCUGGGGGCAGAGUUGCUGAGGGACUUGCGUUUGGGUGAUCCUCGAUUAGAAGGGGCGUGGACUUGGCCGAAGAAAAAGUUGGGAAUUUAG